GAAACCAAUGUAUGGUUUAAAACAGGGAGUAGUUAUUGACCAUUAAGCAUCAAUUUGGACAAACCAUUCAGGUUUUCUUCAUCCGUUCAUACUAAGAAUUUGCGUGUCACAUCAAAAUCUUCAUUAUCACUUUUGAGCAGUGAUUGAUUCCUGCUUAUAAAGGAAGAAAUAAAGAAAUUUGAAUUUACCUUAAGAAAUUUGUAGCCAUGAAAACAUCUCAUGGAGCCUUUAUUUUCCUUCUUCAUGUUCUGCUUUUCUCUUUACAUCCACUGAAGAUCACGUCGUCUGCAAGAACAGAAGCAGCGGCUCUUGUGAAGUGGAAGAACAGCUUGUCUUCUCCUCUUCUGAAUUCAUGGUCCCUUGGAAAUCUUCGAAAUCCUUGCAUAUGGACAGGAAUUCUCUGCAACAACGGGGGAUUGGUUUCUGAGAUAAACUUAUCCAAUGCAAGCCUCUCUGGGACCCUUGACCAGCUUGAUUUUAUUGCAUUUCCAAACCUGACGAGACUCAACCUCAGUUUCAACAAUUUCAGCGGGUCGAUACCAUCUAGUAUUGGAAGUGUCUCCAAUAUCUAUUCCUUGGACUUGAGUAACAAUGUAUUGGAGGACAUCAUUCCAGUGGAGAUUGGAAAUUUGACAGAGCUUCAAUACAUUAGUUUGUACAACAACAAUCUCAAAGGUCAAGUUCCACAUCAAAUUGGGAAGCUUCAAAAGGUACAACACAUGGAUUUUGGAUCAAACUACUUGAUGAGUCCCCAGUGGUCUCAAAUCACAAGCUUCCCUUUGUUGACACAUCUCAGCUUUGGUUACAACGAAAUCACCUCAGGAUUUCCAGAUUUUAUACUUGGUUGCUGGAACCUUACUUAUCUUGAUUUGUCUCAAAACCACUUGAACGGACCAAUUCCCGAAUCAUUAUUCGUUAAUCUAGGCAAGCUUGAAUAUCUGAACCUUUCUACCAAUUCCUUUCUAGGGCCAUUAUCAUCAAAUCUUACCAAACUGUCAAAGUUGAAAAAUCUUCGAUUAGCAACCAACAAACAUUCUGGCUUAGUACCUGAUAUUUUCAACUCUAUGCCUAAUCUCGAAAUUCUUGAGCUGUUUAACAAUUCAUUUCAAGGAAAGAUACCCUCUUCUUUAGGACAACUAAAGAAUUUACAGAAACUAGAUUUGCGAAUGAAUGACCUGAAUUCCACAAUUCCUUCCGAGCUUGGCUGGUGCACCAACCUUACCUAUUUGUCUUUUGCCAGUAAUUCACUUACUGAAUCCUUGCCUUUGUCCUUGUCGAAUCUGACCAAGUUGAGAGAGUUGGGUUUAUCAGAUAAUAAUCUAUCUGGUGAUGUUUCACCUUACUUCAUCUCAAAUUGGACACAACUAAUAUCAUUGCAGCUUCAAAAUAAUCUUUUCACCGGGGAAAUUCCAUCUGAAAUAGGCUUACUGAUGGAUCUCAAAUAUCUUUUUCUAUACAACAAUACUUUUUCAGGCUCCAUCCCUCCUGAGAUUGGAAACCUGAAAAAUUUGAUGUCGAUGGACCUUUCAAGAAACCGGCUUUCAGGCAUAAUACCUCAAACGAUCAAGAACCUAACAAAUUUACAGAUCCUGCAACUUUUCUCCAACAGUCUUACUGGAACUGUUCCACCUAAGAUUGGAGACUUAACAUUACUAGAGAAGCUUGAUGUAAACACAAACCAAUUAAGUGGGCAGUUGCCAGAUUCCAUCUCAAACCUCAGUGCCCUGCAAACUCUUUUCCUGUUCUCUAAUGAAUUUUCAGGAAUCAUUCCCAACGACUUGGGAAAGAAUAGUCCCAAAUUGGCAAAUGUUAGUUUUUCAAAUAAUAGCUUCACAGGUGAACUACCAUCUGGAUUAUGCAGUGGCUUUCUUCUCAAUCAAUUUACAGUGAAUAACAACAGUUUUACUGGAAGGUUACCCGGUUGCCUGAAGAAUUGCUCAAGCCUUAAUAGAGUACGGCUUGAAGGCAACCGAUUUUCUGGGAAUAUUUCAGAGGCAUUUGGAGUUCAUCCGAAUCUCGAGUUCAUCUCUCUCAGCAGAAAUCAAUUCACAGGCCAACUUUCCACUAAGUGGGGACAAUAUGAAAGGCUUACAAAUCUUCAGAUGGAUCAAAAUAAAAUUUCUGGGGUGAUUCCAGCUGAGAUAGGCAAUUUAACACAGUUGCGUGUCCUAAAUCUGGAUUCGAAUGAAUUGAUAGGUGAAAUUCCUGUUGGACUGGGAAAUUUAAAUGAAUUGCUCAAUCUCAAUCUCAGCAACAAUCAAUUGACUGGAGAGAUUCCUCGAACUAUUGGACGCUUAACAAAGCUCCAGUAUCUUGAUUUGUCAGCAAACAAAAUAAAAGGAGGUAUUUUGGAAGAUCUAGGCAAUUGUGAGAGCUUGCAGUUCUUGAACUUGAGCAACAACAUUUUAUCAGGGAAUAUCCCGUCAGAACUUGGUAACUUAAAUGGGUUACGGUACUUAUUGGACCUUAGUAAUAAUUCACUUUCAGGAACAAUUCCUCCAAACUUGGGAAAGCUUACCUCUUUGGAGAAUCUGAACCUGUCACAUAACAAGAUUUCAGGUAGAAUCCCAUCAGCAUUAUCUGCUAUGGUCAGUUUGAGAUUCAUGGAUUUCUCCUUCAAUUACUUUUCGGGUCCAAUCCCGACUAGUGAUUCAUUCAGGAAAGCACCAGCAGAAGCUUUCAUAGAGAACUCUGGUCUGUGUGGAAAUGGAAACGGGUUAUCUCCUUGUGAUGAGGUCUCUUCAACUUCCAGGUCACAGAAUAAUGAUCGAAAACUCCAUAUAGCUGUAAUUGUUUCAGUUGUCAGCCUCAUAAUUUUGGCAAUCACUAUUGUUGGAUGUUUCAUCUUUCGGUCAAAGACCAAUCCAAUUAACGAUGAAACAAAAACUGCACCAGAAUUUGAGAAUUUGGAAUCUCUCAUUUGGGAAAGAGAAGGAAAAUUUACAAUUGGAGAUAUUGUCAAAGCAACUGAAGAUUUUAGUGCUAAAUACUGCAUUGGAAGUUGAGGAUUUGGAAGUGUUUAUAGAGCAGUUUUGACAACUGGGCAGAUUGUAGCAGUUAAAAAGCUCAACCUGUCAGACUCAAGUGAUGUACAGAUGGCAAAUUGUCAGAGUUUUGAGAAUGAGAUUCGAACAUUGACAGAAAUACGGCAUCGGAACAUAAUCAAGCUCUAUGGAUUUUGUUCCAGAAAAGGGUUCAUGUAUUUGGUUUACGAGUAUAUAGAAAAGGGUAGCUUGGGGAAAAUUUUACAUGAUGAUAUGGAGGCAUUCGAACUAGGCUGGGGUAUGAGGCUGAAAAUAGUCCAAGGAGUGGCUCAUGCACUGGCUUACUUGCAUCACGACUGCUCUCCGCCUAUUGUCCACCGGGAUGUAUCAGUCAACAAUAUUCUACUUGAGUCAGAAUUUGAGCCACGGCUCUCAGAUUUUGGCACGGCAAAGCUACUGGUUUCGGAUUCAUCCAAUUGGACCACAGUUGCUGGUUCUUAUGGCUACAUGGCACCUGAGCUAGCACUUACAAUGAAGGUUACAGAGAAAUGUGAUGUUUACAGCUUCGGAGUGGUGGCAUUGGAAGUAAUGAUGGGACGGCACCCAGGAGAGUUCAUAUCUUCGCUUUCAUCCUCAACAACAACAGCAGCAUUGCAAAGUAAUCCCGAUUUGUUUUUGAAAGAUCUGCUCGACCAACGGCUUUCACCUCCUACUGGCCAAAUAGCAGACGGAGUGGUGUUUUUAGUAACCAUUGUAUUAGCAUGCACACAGGCCUCACCAGAGUCGCGGCCUACUAUGCGUUAUGUUGCACAAGAAUUGUCAGCUAAGACUCAGGCUUGAUGCACUGUAUCAUAUACCAGGAUAUGGGGAUAUAAAUAUGCAACAACAUUAUCCUUUAGCUUCACACAUACCAUAUCACAUACUGAAAAUGGAUGCAUUCGUUUUAGCCAUUUUCGAUAUCAUAAUUGAUAAUAAAGCAAUUGAUGCUGAUGAUCUGAUUCUAUUUAGAAAAUAUGAAGCAGAUAGAAAAUUAUAGAAUUAUGAACAUGGAUCAAUUAUUAA
Olea europaea var. sylvestris is the source of this 4046-nucleotide messenger RNA. RefSeq names its product MDIS1-interacting receptor like kinase 2-like. Gene Ontology annotation, molecular function: protein binding. The record is from RefSeq and is a predicted model, not a curated record. The transcript is spliced from 2 exons. Bases 207 to 3005 code for a protein of 932 amino acids. NCBI's taxonomy places the organism in Eukaryota, Viridiplantae, Streptophyta, Magnoliopsida, Lamiales, Oleaceae.